AUGCUAGAAAGGUUUAUUACUUUUAACGGUCUCCAAUGCUAUUACUGUACCAAUUGCAAUGGUACGAACGCACAAAAGGCAACAUGUGCAAAAUUUAAUAUAACUGCGACCGCACCCACGACUCCUAUAUCGACUACAACCUCUUCUUCGUCAACUGAUGGAUCAACAAGCUUAACAACAAAUCCUAGUACUUCGACUGACGACUCGGUAGAUUUAACAACUAACCAAUCUACGAAUACUUCAAAUCAAUCUACAGAGACUAAAGCAUCAACUUCUUCUUCCACCACUACAACUCUUACUUCAUCGUCUACUGAAACGUCUACAAUAACAAACAAAGAAAAUGCUACAGCUUCUGAAUUUACCAAUGUCAGUAUUAAAAGUAGUGUAGAAGAGAUGUUUACAGAACUAUCAGAAGACAACUGCAAAUGCAAAGAAGGAAAAUGCUAUUGUGGUGACGCUCUUAGGUGUUACGUGUGUAAUGGAUGCCAUACUGUAUCAGAGGAGUACAUACAAACAUGUGCUCCUCGAACCACGGUCGUACCUUCCACUGAGUCAACGACUUUAGCACCUCAAACACCUUCUACAAUUGCACCUACAGAAACAGACUUAUCUACCACCGAAGUAACUCCCGAAGAUACAACAGAUGCUCCUGAAGCAUCAAAUACAACUACCACGUCAACUACAACUACUACGACAACUACAACUACUACGCCAACUACCACGCCAACUAUAACGACUACCACUGAACGUUCUCCUCCACCUUCCAUAACUAUGCCACCAGGUCCACCUCCUGUUACUAUACCGUCUAAUCAAACAGACUCACCUCCUGAUAAUACUAACUCUACUGUUACCACAAAUACGUUAUCCACAAGCCAAAUUACGGAUGAUACAACUAGUGAACCAAAUGUGAAUAAAACAAUUUGGGCAGAAUUUGAUCCGCAAUAUAAUGUUCAGCAAAAUGUAGUGCGUGGUUGCUCCGAAGCAUCAAACGACAACGAAUCACUAUGUCGGGAAGCAAUAGGGGGCGACUUUGAUGGCAGCUUACAGAGUUCGGACGCUUUAAAAUGUUAUGUAUGUAGAGGUUGCCAAACAGUAUCAGCCAAUGACUUGCAAACAUGCUCUCCUCGUACUACGACGACAGCAACACCUACAGUAACUGAAACUCAAACUGUGGCCUCAACAACUACUGAGGCCUCAGCAACGACUACUGAGGCUUCAACAACAACUACUGCGGCACCAACAACGACUACUGAGGUCUCAACAACGACUACUGAGGCCUCAAUAACAACUACUGCGGCACCAACAACGACUACUGAGGUCUCAACAACGACUACUGAGGCCUCAAAUAUAACUACUGAGGCCUCAACGAUUACUACUGAGGCCUCAAAUAUAACUACUGAGGCCUCAACGAUUACUACUGAGGCCUCAACAACGACUACUGAGACCUCAACGACGAUUACUGAGGCUUCAACAACAACUAAUGAGGCACAAACAACGACUACUGAGGCCUCAACAACAACUACUACGGCACCAACAACGACUACUGAGGCCUCAACAACAACUACUGCGACACCAACAACGACUACUGCGCCAUUAACAACGACUACUGAAGCCUCAACAACGACUACUGAGGCCUCAACAACAACUACUGCGGCACCAACAACGACUACUGCGGCACCAACACCGACUACUGAGGCCUCAACAACAACUACUGAGGCCUCAACAACAACUACUGCGGCACCAACAACAAAUACUGAGGCACCAACAACAGCUAAUGCGGCACCAACAACGACUACUGAGGCCUCAACAACAACUACUGCGGCACCAACAACGACUACUGAGGCCUCAAUAACAUCUACUGCGGCACCAACAACGACAACUGAGGCCUCAACAACGACUACUGAGGCCUCAACAACAACUACAGCGGCACCAAUAACGACUACUGAGGCCUCAACAACAACUACAGUGGCACCAACAACGACUACUGAGGCCUCAACGACAACUACUGCGACACCAACAACGACUACUGAGGCCUCAAUGACAACUACUGCGGCACCAACAACGACUACUGAGGCCUCAACAACAACUGAGGCCUCAGCGACGACUACUGAGGCUUCAACAACAACUACUGCGGCACAAACAACGACUACUGAGGCCUCAACAACAACUACUGCGGCACCAACAACGACUACUGAGGCCUCAACAACAACUACUGCGGCACCAACUACGACUACUGAGGCCUCAACAACAACUACUGCGACACCAACAACGACUACUGAGGCACAAACAACGACUACUGAGGCCUCAACAACGACUACUGUGGCCUCAACAACAACUACUGCGGCACUAACAACGACUACUGAGGCCUUAACAACAAUAACUGCGCCACCAACAACGACUACUGAGGCCUUAACAACGAUUACUGCGGCACCAACUACGACUACUGAGGCCUCAACAAUAACGACUACUGAGGUCUUAACAACAACUACUGCGCCACCAACAACGACUACUGAGGCCUCGACAACAACUACUGCGGCACCAACUACGACUACUGAGGCCUCAACAACAACUACUGCGGCACCAACAACGACUACUGAGGCACUAACAACGACUACUGAGGCCUCAACAACGACUACUGAGGCACCAAUUACGACUACUGAGACACCAACAAUACCAUCCACUGAUUAUAAGAAGAGUUUUAUUAAUACAAACUACAAUUUCAUACCUGUGAGGGGGAAACGCGAAGUCAGGGAUGAAAAUGAGGAUGAAGAUGAAGAGAGUUCAGAUAACUUAAGAUGCGUCGUCGCGAUCUUUGAAGUUAAUGGUAUACCAGGUGUUGUUCGCGGAUGUUCCGAAGCAUCUGAAGACGAAGAAAUCCGCUGCAGCGAAGCAAUAGGUGACAACUUUGAUGGUCGCCUGAUAAGCUGUAAGCUUUGUCAAGAAGAUGGUUGCAAUACUGCGACAAGGGCCACGCUUGCUUUUGUUCUUCUCGUUUUCACUAUUGUGUUCAAUUUUGUUUAACCGAAAACUAUGAAAAACAAAAUUCAUGUUUACUCAGUCGUUUUGUGCUCCUAACAAUCUGUAUCUUUUAAAAAAGCAUAAAUGCGAACAGAUCUUAUAAAAAUACUAGCUGUCCCAGCGAACUUCGUACCGUCAUAAAAGAAUAGGGGUUUGUGGUAGAAGGAUGAAAAUUUAGAGUUGUAUGUAUUUUUGUAUCAUAAAAAAAUUAAAAAAAAACUAAAAUUGAAAAAAAAUUUAGGGGUGGAUUACCCUUUACAUUUAGGGGGAUGAAAAAUAAAUGUUAUCCGAUUCUCAGACCUACCCAAUAUGCACACAAAAUUUCAUGAGAAUCGGAAAAGCCGUUUCGGAGGAGUUUAACCACAAACACCGCGACAUGAGAAUUUUAUAUAUAAAAAUAUAUAGUUGUUGCCAAAUAUAUCACAAACUCUGAUAUAAGUUUCUUGUAUAUUGAUUAGCUGAUCGAUCAUGGAAGUUAUAAGAGAGACCUUUGAUUUCUGCCCAAUUGUGGACCUAGGGUAUAAAUUACAUCAAAAAAAUCUAAAACUGUACUUAAAAAGAUGCUCUUCAAAAAAUUAAUAAAUUAAUAGAAAUUGGCGAAAAGCUGCUUAAAAUAUAAAAAAAUAAGAAUCUCCGUAUAAAGACACGUUCACUUCAAUUAACUUUUGGUGACGUUAUUACCUAGACGCAGUAUGACAUUGACUGACAGAUGACAGCUAAAACUAUUGGUUUCUAUUCAUUUCCUUGAUUGUGAUUGGUUAUAUAAAAAAUCACAUGACUGUUUUCGUCUUGUCCAAAGACUAUAUGUCUCGUCACAUUGUAACUAUGAAUAUGGUAGUGACAUUUAAUUGUCUUGAUACACAGUCUUUUAGCCAACCCUUUCAGUUAUUUUAUUAGUAUUUUGAUGGGAUCGCUAUGUAAUAUUUUGUUAAAUUCAAGCUUUUGCCGAUCUGGUUUAUUUUUUAUAAUUUCUGUAGCUUGUUUCAAUUCAUUUAAAGAUGCACAUUACCAUUAGAAUAUAUAUAUAUAUAUUAGAACAUAUUUUGAAUAGAAUAGAAUAUAUUUUUUACUAACCCUCAUUUAGUUUUACCUUCACCCUCAAAGUAGUUUGCUGGAUCAGUUAGUUUAAAAAUAUAAACGAAAUUUUUAUGUGGUAUAAGUAAAUAAUAAAAAGAAAAUAAUAAGUUAAUUCCAUAUUUUGCACUUUUAAUGGAUUCGGCGUAUUUUGCUACAAAUAAGUGCAUGAUAAUACCUGAGGUACACGAUUGGGCAGAGUUGUAUGGAGAAAAGAAUGUAUCCUAAGAAUAGUUAUUAGGUAGUUGCAAUUCUGUAACUCAUGCUUUUUGUUUUUUUUUUUGAUUGAACUACGAAAUAUUCUGUAUAUAACUGUAGAAACGAUUUUAUAUCAAAAUGUUAUUUCAUAAUUUAUAUCUAAGUUAUUUUUACUUUUAAGUGUCAAUUUAAAAGAAAUAGAACAAUUCUAUUCGAUUCUUUCAAGUGAUAUAUUUGUAACGUUUAUUAUACUUAAGAAAUGAAGUACUUAUGUAAGUAUUGCAUUUGUAAACACUGUUUUGCAGUGGAACAAAUACCUAGGUAUAAUAUUUAUGAUAUUUUUCAAUAACUGAUUGCAAUGUGCAAACAAUACUAUCAGUAUAUAAAGACAAACAGAUUAUUAUUUUCAAGAGCAACAUAACAAUAUGGAGCUACUUUAAAAUUAUUGAAAAUAGUGUAUCAAGAUGCAAGAAAAUUAAAUUAAUAGCUUUAAAAAAACUACUGCUUAAAAAGGAACAAUAAAUAAAACUGAAAAGUAAAUAAAAAAGCCCAGUAGUCUAGAAUUUAACAUUUGAAAUCCAUUACAUAUUCUAGAUUGGAGUAAAUUUUCUCAAUAAUGGGUUCCGACUGUUUAAUUCUAGACUACUGGGCUUGUUUAUUUUCUUCUCAGUUUUAUUAAAAAAAUCUUUUUAUACAGUCAGGUUUUUUGACUUUAUAUUUUUUUCGACAUUUUAUUUUCAAAAUUAUGUUUGUUUAAUAUAGAUAAUUUGUAUAUUUAUUUAUACUCGUGAUAUUAAUUUAUACUUUCUGAAUAGUCUUUAAAAGCAAUUUUUAAAGUUGAUUCAUUUUGGCACUAAAAAUCUGCAAUGUUUUCCAACAUUAAAAAAAACAAAUUUGGAAUAACUAGUGUCUUUCACACAAUUACGACGAAUCGAAUGACACCUCGCAUGCCAAAAUCCGUCAAAUCGUUCAGGCCGUAGGUCAUGCGAAAGAAAUGGGAUAUGCAUUAUAAUUAUUAAUAAUGUUUGGGUAACAUACAUACAUGUAUGCGCUCGAAAAACAUUAUACUCCUUUCAUCGGAAAUCGAGUAAAAAUAUUUGGGUGCCUUUUGAAUUAAACAUCAAAUUUCAUUAAUAUCAAAUAAAUAUAAUUAUACAAUUAUAUUUUUUUUGAUUUUCCAAUUACGUCACUGCUUCGAUCUGGACCCAAUUCGAUAAUCCCUAUCCAACCACGUUAAGAGUUCAUUGUAUUCUAAAUACAAAGAAAAUUUUAUAAAAAGUAAACCACGCGGACCAGGCAGCCGACGGGACUCGAACCUGCACCCUUCGCUAUCAGGGCCCUGAUGGCCGUGUCGAAUUUUCUCUUGCCUUUCUUAGGCUGCAAGGCUGCCAUUUCUUUGCAUUGUAGGUAACCCACAAUGUCAUUGUACUUGUCAUACUUAGGAAAUCCCUUAUAUAUUUUGUGUAAUUUAAAAAAGGUUGAAUCGAACUUUGUUUGCUAAUCAGUUACUAUGCAUUUACAUUAAACAGUAUUACUCAUUAUAAUAUAAUAUUUUUCUAUUAAAAUACCUAAUGAAAAAUAAUCCACUAUGUGGAAAAAAUGUGUUACUACAAAUGUGCCUGUAUAGAUAGUAUAGGUUCACUUGUAAAAUUUUGUCAUUAUCGUUUGUUUUAGUUAAGCUUUAAGGAUAAUUAAUUAAAAACUGUUUUUAGCAAAAAAAAAAGUACCUAAGCCAUUGUUGUGUUUUGUAUUAAAAGCAUAUUUCUAUAGUUUUCUCAGACAAUUGUAUAUUUACACAUAUUUACAUUUAAAUAACAAAAACUUACAUUCCUACUAACUAAAAUUUACAUUCCAAAUAACCUUAAAAUCAGUUUUCAGCUUAGCUCAGCAGGAACAUAAUUAUUAUGUUACCUACUCAUACAAGGGGAAUGGAUUUAAUCGAAACGCAAAAAUGCUACAGUGGGAAGCUCGCUCAUAUUUUUCCUAUGGUUCCAAAAUCAAAUAAGAUAUUUAAAAACCCUUGAGAGUUUUUUAAAUGUUAAGAUUGAAAUCUGUUAACAAAACUCUUUAAUAAAAAUCGAUACAUGACACUUUUCAUUUGGUCUCUGUUUUUUCUACGAUAAAGAAGAAAAGCAACAGUUAUGUCUAUAAAAAAACUCAGAUACCCGAACAUAAAUAGCUCCUAGCAUAACAGUACCCCUAGCAUGAACCAAUAUCGAAUUCAUAUCGUUUGCGAGUCCGAAAUGUCACUGUCAAAUGUGUACUGAUUUUUAGUUCUCGUUACGUACUUUGUGGCGCUGCUGUUUAAGUUUCUAUACAAAAUUAGACAUUGACAUUUGGGUUUGCAAACUAUUCGAAAUCGAUGGUUCGUGCUAGGGGUACAGCUUUGUCUUAAAUUUCUAGGUCAACAUGAUGGAGGAUUGCAUCACUAAAAUCUCUGUACAUAUGUAAAAAUAGGCUAUGGCUUCCUAUUUUUCCACUUAACUCCACUUAAAUUGGAACACACGUCUCAGGUGCCUUAUUCUGGUGAAUAAGAAUAGGUGAAGGUGGAAGAAGCAAGCAGCGUGCUCGUUCCAUUUUCGUUUUUGGACCGAUUCUUUACCGAGUGCAUGUAAUUAAGAAGCCGUUUCGGUACAGAUUCUUUAUGAAGCGAAUACACACCUCUCUGUGCCGGUUACUGCCGAACCAUUGGACCCGCCCGUCCCAUCACUCCCGCAAACAAAAUCGUAGCAAUCAAAACGAAACGAUACCGCACCGAAAUCGAGUCGGAGUAGUAAAUCAAAUUCCUUAUUAUACUUCUAACUCGUGAUAAUUUAUUAGGCUCAGACAUCGCGUUAUCAUUAAUAAAUCUUAAUCUAUAGUAAAUCUAUAAAAAUAUUAAUUCUGAAA
This is a messenger RNA of Chilo suppressalis (striped riceborer), 7179 nucleotides long. NCBI's taxonomy places the organism in Eukaryota, Metazoa, Arthropoda, Insecta, Lepidoptera, Crambidae. The record is from the annotation of a GenBank genome assembly.